AGAUAGAGAGGGGAGAGAGAGAGAGAGAAGGCCCUACGGAGGAGAAGACACAUCGAGGAGCAGCCAUCACUACUCAGGAGGACAAAUCGCGUGGAAACAUCGGAGCGUGUUGCAGUCGGAGGUGUUGGCGGACCCCGGCCGAGGGAGACGACCGUCCGCAGUAGGUCCGGGGCGGUCCUCCGGACUCGAUCCUCCGGACUCGAUCCGACGCAGAAGACCGAGCAGGAGCCGGAUGGCGGCGGAAGCGGCGAGAAAACCUCACAUGUAGCUCGUCUGGGCUGCGAAUAUCCUUCCCCUUCCUGCUGUCCCCGCAGGGCCCCCCACCCCCGACACCCCCACCCCCACACCGACACCGACACCGACACAGCCCGGCGGAGCGCAGGAGAACACACCUCUGGAAAUGUUUGUCACGAGAGCAGACGUGGAAGCGAGCCGCGCCGCAGCACGGGCGAGCUGUGCGCACACGCCGAGCGGGGCGCCUCGUCGCGGGCAGCAGUGAGACGCGAGACCCGGGCCUUUUCUUUUUCUCCCCUUCUUCGGGGGCGGAGAUGCAAAUUGGGCUGUUCGUUCUUCCUCCGGUCGAGGAGAAGCCCCGGUUUUUUCGGCGUCUCGACGCGCGUCGUGGAUUACAGUCGUUAGCGGCCGGGCUGGGGGGCGGGGGGCGGGGGGGACUGAAGCAGAGCCGCACUCGCAUGUGAAGGAGGAACAACAAGGAACAACAAGGAACAACAAGGAACAACAAAACAACAAAACAAAGCCCGAGCAGGCUUCAGCCGAACCGAGCGGGCGGCCUCGGUGUCAGCAGCAGUAUCCUGCCCCCCCCCCCCCCCCCCCCCCCCCCCCUCUCCCUCUGACAGCCGCGUCAUGGACACAUAGUUCCUCCGGGGCCGCGCCGCGGACUGGUGGUGGAGCAGGCCGGGGGACGGGCCACGGCACACGGCGUGAAUGUGGCCGACGUCGCUGCCAAAUCCACGGGUCAAGCGAGGGAUCCGGGACUAGUUGGGUUUAUUUAUUUAUUUUUUUCUUUCUGCAUACCCCCCCCCCCCCACACACUACUUCCUCCUCCUCCUCCUCCUCCCCUGGACCCCCCCCCCCCUUUUCUUUCUUCUUCCUCGGGGAAGAUGGGUUGUUUGGGCAACAGUAAGACCGAAGACCAGAGGAAUGAGGAGAAGGCCCAGAGAGAAGCGAACAAGAAGAUCGAGAAGCAGCUGCAGAAAGACAAGCAGAUCUACAGGGCGACGCACAGGCUGCUACUUCUGGGAGCUGGAGAGUCGGGAAAGAGCACCAUAGUGAAACAGAUGAGGAUCCUACAUGUCAACGGCUUCAAUGCAGAAGAGAAGAAGCAGAAAAUUCAGGACAUCAAGAAUAAUAUUAAAGAGGCUAUUGAGACCAUAGUAACAGCUAUGAGCCACCUGACGCCACCAGUGCAGUUGGCGUGCCCAAAGAACCAGUACCGGAUCGAAUACAUCCUCAACCUCGUCAACCAGAAGGACUUUGAGUUUCCAUCUGUGUUUUACGACCAUGCGAAGACGCUGUGGCAGGAUGAGGGGGUCAGGGCGUGCUACGAGAGAUCCAACGAGUACCAGCUAAUCGACUGUGCUCAGUACUUUCUAGACAAGAUUGACAUUGUGAAACAGAGUGACUACACUCCAUCAGAUCAGGAUUUGCUGCGCUGCAGAGUACUGACUUCAGGAAUCUUCGAAACAAGAUUCCAAGUGGACAAAGUUAAUUUCCACAUGUUCGAUGUUGGGGGUCAAAGGGACGAACGCCGGAAAUGGAUCCAAUGCUUUAACGAUGUAACGGCCAUCAUCUUUGUGGUGGCAAGUAGCAGUUACAACAUGGUGAUCAGAGAGGACAAUCAGACCAACCGAUUACAGGAGGCACUCAACCUCUUCAAGAACAUCUGGAACAACAGGUGGCUGCGUACCAUUUCUGUCAUCUUGUUCCUAAAUAAGCAGGACCUGCUAGCAGAGAAAGUGCUGGCAGGGAAGUCCAAGAUCGAGGAAUACUUUCCCGAAUUCGCUCGCUACACCACACCGGAUGACGCAACACCGGAGCCUGGAGAAGAUCCACGUGUCACAAGGGCAAAGUACUUCAUCAGAGAUGAAUUCCUGAGGAUCAGCACGGCAAGCGGGGAUGGGAGGCACUACUGUUACCCUCACUUCACCUGCGCUGUCGACACAGAAAACAUCCGGCGCGUCUUCAACGACUGUCGAGACAUCAUCCAGCGGAUGCACCUGCGACAGUACGAGCUGUUGUGAUGGGAGAGGAAAGGGGUUCGCUCAAAAAAAACAAAACAGAGAAAGCGAUCGGACUAUGAGAAACCCAGAGCCUUGGGUCUCUGAACUCUCCUCUUCCACAGAAGUGUGUGAGCUCUUGUGAGGGAACAGGGGCCAAAACACACAGACACACACAAAUACACAAACAUUUACACACAAAAACAGACCCUGAACCCAGAACUUCCCCCGAUGCAAACUCCUUACCUGCAAUAGACAGAUUUAUGAUGGCAGGGUUUGAGGGGCUAACACAUAAAGAAACUUUGAUCGCCAUAAACCCUUCAGCCAUACUCCCAGCUCCACCCAACGUCACUUACCGCCCCUGUUACCUUCACCUUUCCAAAUGACUGCCCCAGUCUGGAUUGUAUUACCUGCAGUGAGGAGGGUUUCAGCUGCAGUUGAGAUUGUACUUCAAGUCAGCAUGAAAACAGAGAGAUACUACUUCAGUACAGCUGGGAAAGAAAUAACUGUUUAAGAACUGCAAAUAGCGAAUUCAAAUGUAUAACAGAUCAGCUGAACACUGUAUCUUACAACAAAACAAAAAAACAACGCAAGCACUGUGCUCAGGACUUUACUCAAACCGUGUUCACCAAUCCUUCCUCUCACUUACAAACAUCCACGAAUCCAACCGCAGGAUCUGCUUGCACACGGAAACGUAUCGCAUUCGCCGUUAUUUGGAAUGCACAGCAGCCGCGGCCGAUCCGGAAAUGUGCUGAUCUGCUGACGGAUUUUUCCAGCACAGUGCUUUGACAUUAAACGGACUGAGUGACCGACUGCGCAGCCGAGCCUCAAGGAGCAGCAUUAACACAGGCCACACGGACCGUGGGGGGUGUGUUGUGAUCAUCGGUCAGGCUGCAGGGUGGGGGGGGGGCAAGGGUUCACACACACGGGACAGAGCCGACUCCGAUGUGAAUUUCCCUGAUGGGAGUCUGGACACGUUUGACAGCGACGAUGGCGACGGCGGUCCCUCGACUCCUCCACAGCAUUGUUUUUGCCACCAGACUUUGCCUUGUUGCUAGUGGAGCAAAAAACACGAGGGGGAUAUAUUGAGUCAAAAAGAAAAAGGAAAAAAAAAAAUGCCAUCUUUUAUGGAACUUAACAAACGGAGGGCAAAAAAAGCAUCCUUCUACAGUACAGUACCAUAUUAGUUAAAGAGAACUCUCUCUCAUCUCGUCAUGAUUGACCCUGUUUUACUGUCUCCACAGCUGUUUUUGUCUGUGUAGACUUUGUGCCAUUGUGCCCUGUGCGCUCUUUCUUUGUCUUUAUGCUCUCUGUCUCUGUCAUACUCUCCUCUUUUCACCGCUGCUCUUUCUCCUCUGAGGACUUUAACCCGCGUCUCCAUCUUCACAUUUCUCUCCCCUCCACCACCUCCUCCUCAUCUGCGUUUGCAUCUUUCUGGCAGUGCUCUUUUGUUUUAAGAGAAAAUAAAAUGUAAUAAUCCUGGAGUAUAAAAAGAAACAAGAUGAUAACAACAACAAACAGGACACUGUUUUCUUUUUUUACUCGUGGUCAAACGAUCUGCUCGCCCCUCCCUGCCAUUCCGCCAUCUUUCCCCCCUCCUCCCCGACCUUUUGCUCCUUUGUCUGUCUGUCUUUACUUUACUGCUGAACUAUUAUUCUUGUACAGACUGUAAAAUGUAUUAUUUUGUACAACUUUAUUGAAAAAAAAUUACUUUUAGAAGAUCCCUGUGCCUUGAUCACGACUGUACGUGUGUAAUGAGCUAAAGUGGGUGUCAUACUGCGCUGUAUAGCUUGGCCAAUCCUCUCCCUAACUCUCUCGCCACUUCCUUCUUUCUCUUUCUUUCUUUAUCCCACUCUAUCUCUCUCCUCUGUCCUCUCUCACUCUCUACUCGGGGAUGGAGGACCACCAUUGUUGUAGUUUUAUUUCUCUUCCCCAUCCCCCCAUUCUCUUUAUGAUUUAAAUGUCUAUUUUUGGAUCCAUAUACCCCAAAAAGAUAAAUAUAUGAAAUGUAUAUGGGUUUUAAAAAAAAAUGAGUAUUUUAUUAGAAGCAAAUGAACCUUGACAAAUUGUACACUUGAUAGUGUGCGUAUUGCUAUAACUUAAAUCCUUUCAACUGAAGUUGUGUUCAGGUUUCUUUUGUUUUCUUCCCAUAACAUCUACAAAGGACAUUUUGAAGAUUUUGAACGGUAAAGAGAAGAUGAAUGAUGCAAAACGUUACUUGUAAUUACACGAAUCAUAUUCUUUUGCAAAAAAAAAAAAGGCCAAAACUAAAUCUGAAAGGGAAAAGAAAGGAUUUCUGAUUUAUUUUCUGAUAAGGGGAGGAGGAGGGUCCUCCUUCUUAGCCUUGCACAGCAGAGCUGUCCUGUACAGUGUUAGCAUCUCUCUCAUUUCAGUGCCCAAGUCUUCAUUUAAUGUGUACAUCAAAUAUGGGUCGUUACUUUCUGGACAGGAACUCUAAGAAAUAAAGUUUUUUGUUUUUGUUGCCGACA
Messenger RNA from Scophthalmus maximus (turbot), 4726 nucleotides. RefSeq names its product GNAS complex locus (gene gnas). NCBI's taxonomy places the organism in Eukaryota, Metazoa, Chordata, Actinopteri, Pleuronectiformes, Scophthalmidae. Bases 1122 to 2261 code for a protein of 379 amino acids. Gene Ontology annotation, biological process: sensory perception of chemical stimulus; adenylate cyclase-activating dopamine receptor signaling pathway. The record is from RefSeq and is a predicted model, not a curated record. Gene Ontology annotation, cellular component: heterotrimeric G-protein complex. The transcript is spliced from 12 exons. Gene Ontology annotation, molecular function: ionotropic glutamate receptor binding; corticotropin-releasing hormone receptor 1 binding; mu-type opioid receptor binding.